UGUCGUCUGCAAAAAUUAAAUUAUUGAAUUUCUAGCCGAAUUUCUAGUGCAAGUGAUAAAUCUAUUCGCCUUCAUCUGUUAUGUCUAAAGUCGCCAAAAAAGUCGUAAAGGCAGUCGUAAAGAGAUCGGGGAUUUCAAAAGUAAAUCAUGGAAAUCGAUUGGAAACAUUUAUACCUUCUGGAAAGGCAGUUGCAGGUCCUCCAUUAGGUCCUCAGUUAGGACAGAAAAACAUUAAUAUUGCAGCUUUCUGCAAAGAGUUCAAUGAAAGAACCAAAGAAUACAAAGAGGGAAUCCCUUUGCCAUGUCGGGUUACAGUGAAUUCAGACAGAAGUUUUGAUCUUGUGAUUCACCAACCUCCAGUAACAUAUUUCCUUAAACAAGCAGCAGGCAUUCAGAGGGCAGCAAUGAGGCCAACACAAGAAGUUGCAGGGAAAGUUACUCUUAAACAUGUCUAUGAAAUAGCCAAAAUCAAACAGCAAGAUCCCACACAAAGUUUCCUGUCUUUAGAAACAAUUUGUAAGCAGGUUAUUAGUAUUGCUAGAACAUGUGGAAUCCAAGUAGUCCCAAAAUUAGAUCCUCAAGAGUAUGGACAAUUCUUGGAACAAAGAAAAUUGAUUGUUGAGGAGGAAUUGAAAGACUUGCAAGCUAAAAAAGAAGCACGUAUGUUGCGUACAGCGUAGGGUUUGUGUGUAUUUGCAAUAGUAGUCAAUAAAUUUGUCAAUUUUCUCC
This is a messenger RNA of Daphnia carinata, 729 nucleotides long. RefSeq names its product large ribosomal subunit protein uL11m-like (gene mRpL11). The record is from RefSeq and is a predicted model, not a curated record. Gene Ontology annotation, molecular function: structural constituent of ribosome; large ribosomal subunit rRNA binding. Gene Ontology annotation, biological process: translation. The transcript is spliced from 3 exons. Bases 81 to 680 code for a protein of 199 amino acids. Lineage: Eukaryota; Metazoa; Arthropoda; Branchiopoda; Diplostraca; Daphniidae. Gene Ontology annotation, cellular component: mitochondrial large ribosomal subunit; ribosome.